CUAGAAACUUCUAUUCCCCUCUGGAGCAACUUCAUCUCUACCGCACCGGUCUCCUCUCCGAGCUCAUUCCUCUCAUUUUAUAAGAGAGAUCAUUUCACCCUAUCGCUUUCGCUUAUCUGACGAGAAUUCCUCAAAUUUCAGAGAGCUGAGCAGAGGGAGCGACUGCUACUGCAAUGGCAAAGCGCUUGAUUCCAACCCUUAAUCGCGUUCUGGUGGAGAAGAUCAAUCCUCCCUCCAAAACCACCGCUGGUAUUAUCCUUCCCGAGUCAUCCACCAAGCUGAAUUCGGGGAAGGUGAUCUCUGUUGGUCCCGGAUUGAGGAGCAAUGAAGGGAAAACUAUCCCUCCAUCUGUGAAGGAAGGUGACACUGUGCUUUUGCCCGAGUAUGGGGGUACCCAAGUCAAGCUUGGCGACAAAGAGUUUUAUUUAUACAGGGAUGAGGACUUCUUGGGUACGCUACAUGAUAAUUGAUUGAUGUUGUUGUUGUUGUUAUUUUUUUGGGUGUUUGGAUCUUUAUUCAGGCGUGGGUUCCCAUGGAUGUAACUUAUAACAUUGAAGAUUUUUAAUUGAAUCAAGUUAAUCUACUUUAAAAU
This is a messenger RNA of Hevea brasiliensis (rubber tree), 592 nucleotides long. RefSeq names its product 10 kDa chaperonin, mitochondrial. Gene Ontology annotation, molecular function: protein folding chaperone; protein-folding chaperone binding; metal ion binding. Lineage: Eukaryota; Viridiplantae; Streptophyta; Magnoliopsida; Malpighiales; Euphorbiaceae. Bases 174 to 470 code for a protein of 98 amino acids. The record is from RefSeq and is a predicted model, not a curated record. Gene Ontology annotation, cellular component: mitochondrial matrix. The transcript has 3 exons.